CGGAGAGAAAGCGUGAGCUGAUAAGCGAGAAGGCGGCGAUGGGAAAGACGCCGGUGAGGAUGAAGGCCGUGGUGUACGCGCUGUCUCCGUUCCAGCAGAAGGUGAUGCCUGGUCUCUGGAAGGAUCUUCCCAACAAGAUCCACCACAAAGUCUCCGAGAACUGGCUUAGCGCCGUCCUCCUCCUCAGCCCUCUCGUCGGCACCUACUCGUAUGUGCAGUAUUACCUGGAAAAGGAGAAGUUGGAGCACAGGUACUGAAGGCACAGCUGAAGAAGUUGUGUGCACAAGCCAAGUGCACGCUUCUCUUAUAUUUUACAAGCACUGUCAAAUAAGAAGCAGUUGACUGCAUUUGCUGUCCGGAAAAUUUGCUACUUUAAUUCAGUCAUUUUGAGAUAUUAUAGUUAGUCCCUCCCAACAUUAUUGUGUUGCUUCUACUUGCCCUUUCCCAACCAAACGUUUGGUUGUUCUAAAAUUCCUUCUUUUCUGUGUGAUGUCCAGAAUGCGCCUGUGAAACAGUGUCUUGGUUUCUAAAUCCACUAUCUGGAACUCAAAUUUCUUAGUGGAUGACAUGAUGACAGGUCCUUAUAUAAAGGAGGAGUAGAAUUUUGCAAA
Messenger RNA from Diospyros lotus (date-plum), 611 nucleotides. Its product is annotated as cytochrome b-c1 complex subunit 8. The record is from RefSeq and is a predicted model, not a curated record. Lineage: Eukaryota; Viridiplantae; Streptophyta; Magnoliopsida; Ericales; Ebenaceae. Bases 39 to 257 code for a protein of 72 amino acids. The transcript has 2 exons. Gene Ontology annotation, biological process: mitochondrial electron transport, ubiquinol to cytochrome c.